AUGGUUGUGUUGUACAUCCCUAACCUUCCGUUUGACCCUGCAAUCCAUCAACAUGUUGAACAUGAGCGUAAAUCUGUAAGGUCCCGUCAGUAUGACAAUGAGAGGCAAGCAUUAGAGAUUAUUCGUCAGAUUUUUGUGGGCGAAAAACCAGAUUCUGUGGAGCGAGCCUUGAUUUCCCAUAGACCUGAAACUGUUAAUGACAUCACGUUUGAUACUUACAGACCCAAAGAAUCACAAUUAGAGAACAUCCACAGAGAAUGGAUGUCACUAAUGGAUACAGCAGUGGGUCCAACAAUAGUAGAAAAAUUGCUCAACUCGAGUCUUGAAGAAGUUGAACUUUGGCAUAUAAACUGUUCCCGUUUCAUUUCUCGUAUUGAAGAAAGGUUCUUUCAUUAUUAUGACAUUUCUUCUAUUCUGACUGGUUUUAUCAAAUCCAUGCAAUUAGGAUUCGGUAUCAUCGCUUCCAACCGUGAUACAAAGAAUCAGCUUCCAUGGCUGGUAGAUCCUAUUUCGCUUAUAUCUCCUUCCUUUUUAUAUGAAGUAUUUGAGGUAUCAGGUAAGCGAUUACUGAAAACAGGAGAAGAACAGGUUCUCGAAAGUUUGUACUUAUAUGCAUUGCAAUGUGCAGUCUUCAAUAUUAAGAAGACAUCUUCAACGAGAAAUAAGGAUAACCAACCUUCGUUUUCUUUAGUCGACCUAGUUUUGAAAACAUUUUAUUAUAAAUGGUCAUUGGGUAAAAUGCGUCAGAAGGAGGAGGAAGCCGCCAAUGCUUCUAUAUUCAAGGAUAACAGCGAGCAGGAGGCCGACGAAGAUUUCAAACGUAUGUUCCCUGAUUACGAAGAAGUCAUGGAUGUGGAUGAAUCAAGCGAGAAAUCUUUCAUUGAACCACGCUCUAGAGAGUUAAUGAAUAUCCAUAAAUCUCUCUUCGAUCCCGGCGAAACGCCUUUGACUUUGAGUAACGUUGUACUUGAUGGUGUUGAAACUACUAGAAAAUUACUUCAGCAUAUUACUCCCAGUACUACAGACAAGGUUUCUGCUGCUAACAUUUUAUCUUCUUUGAUAUUCUCUCUUUCCAACAAGAUUGAAAACGUCUUUGAAAACAAGAGCGGCCCUAUCAAUUUUUAUCAUGAUUCUAAACAGGACGAAACGGAUCGAGUAACUGAGCUUGCUAAGGCUAUUCGCAAUAGAAUCAAAAAUUUGUUAGAAAGAUGGCCGGAACAUUCAACGCUGCAAAACAUCGCCGUUUCAUGUGAAGAACUGUUAGCUUAUCCUUGCACUGCUCCUAUUGCUCGGUUGUUACAGAAACUGGAACAAAUACUCACAUUUCUUCACGAGUGGGAGGCAUAUGCCAGUAGGGAGGUGUCCGUUUCUAGUUUUAUUGACCAAGUCGUUUCACUGAUUAUUUCGUGGCGAAAGCUUGAACUUUCUACAUGGGCCGGGCUCCUUCGAUCUGAGGAGGAGGCCUUCGAAACAAAAGCAUCUCAGUGGUGGUUUUACUUGUACGAGAACAUCAUUGAAAUCCCCAUGCGCCCUGAUGAUGUGGAUGCUUUAAACGUGGCCGAUUUGGUACAAACUCUUUCUGUCUUCGUCAGUGAGGCAACAUAUGGCCAGUUCGAAACUUAUCUUGUGUUAUUAAUAACUUUCUCCAAGCAUGCGAAGUCGCUUGCAGUAUCUGAUCCAAAGUUAGACUUGAUCUCGAACGCUGUCUUGAACGUCGUGACCUUUUAUCGCCAGUAUCUCCCUCAGGUUGAAACUGACAUUCUGGAAUUUAAGAAAACACUAAAGAAAGAAAUGAAUGAUGUCAUCCUUCUUGCAAGUUGGAAAGACACCAAUAUUUCUGCCCUCAAGGAAAGUGCUCGUAGAUCUCAUCACAAGCUGUUCAAAAUUGUAAGGAAAUAUCGUUCCUUCCUGGCUGGAAAGAUAACAGGCUUGGUGGACAAGCCUUCCAAGGCAAUUCCUCUAAAUGUGAACAGUCUCCCAGCCGAACUUAAGAUUGAUGGCAUUGCUCUCAAUUCUAUACAACCACAUUUAUAUGUCGCUGAGAAGUUCGAGUUCUGGCAAUCAAGGCCAAUGAGAUUGAAAGGUAUUCAUGGUACCAUCAAGUAUUUCCAGUCAAUGGCUUCUAAGAUUAAAUUGGACGAAGUGCUUUCCCUUGAACCUUUAGCAGUUAGUGCUCUUGAGGAUUCAGAUAGACUUCGGAACGCCACUCCUUCGACUGUUAACGAGGAAAACAAGAAAGUGAUUUCUUCAUUGAAAAUGGAGAAGUCCAAGACCCUAACCUUGACUUUGAAAGGACUACGGGAAGCAGGCUUGAAGUACACUGUGAAGAGAGACAUUACGAGUGCCCAAAGUAAGAUCACCCAAAUAUUAGCUUCCACAAACUCUUUGGAUGCUAUUGAUACUGGAAAAGGAGAUUCUUAUUUUUUCAAGAUUCUCGAAUUUCUGCCUAGGAUCAGAUUUGCCGUUUCAAGCAAUGAAACCGAUGUUCCUACAAAUGAUCUUCAACGUGCUUUGGCCAUUGGUGAAAAUGCCUUGUCAGUUUUAACUGCUCAGCGAACAUCUAUAUCUAUGCUCGCCAGAACAUCGAGCACUCUACAGUCAAUGGAGGAAACAGCGAAGAAAAUCACAUCAUUAUUUGAUGCAGGCGACAGAAUUUUGCCGGUUUCAGGUAUUUAUGACGACUGUCAAAGAGCUUGGCGCAUUCUGCACUGGGCUCCUGAUAUGAUAAAGUUUGUUUCGAAUGUUUGGAGUAGCCUGGUGAGCAUGGGUAAAUUUACUGAUAAUGGAGACUUCACGAAUGCUGUCAACAAAUUCGCUAACCGACUUUCUGACUUGAAACGACAGGUAUCUGAAUUUGAUGUCUUAUAUCAGUCUAAUGUCAGAACGGAGCAGUUAACUAUUGUUGUUCAGGAUAUAUUUGAGUGUGUCGCCGAGUUUAAGAUUUCCAUUGAUGGCCUUCGCAGUGAUAGCAAGUAUCAACUAGUUACUGAUACCUUGUUGAGCUGGAUUAGAUCAGUCGAUACAACUGCGGAAACUAAGGGAUUCGCCAUGCAACCUGAGUUUGAACUUGCUACUUUAAAUACUGCAGUUUGCGAUUUAUCAGAUUCAGUUUUGGUUGUAACGCAAAGCAUCCUAAAGACAUGGCAAGAAAUUGCCAACUUAUCCGCAGCUGAAGACAAUUGGUUCACCGAUUCUCAAUCCCGUUUAAUCAAGUUGGCAAAGCAAUUGCAUGGAGACAGAAUCAUUGAAAAGAUCACACAAUGUGUUAGCAUGGUAGUUUCUAUCGGAUCCCAAAACGAACUGGCUUCUGGUGAAGCAAUUUCUACUUUUGCUACUGCUUUACCAUUUGUUCAAGAGUACUUGAAACUCUUCAAACGGAUUCAUCAUUUAAUCAUCGGUAACUAUAGUGUCACUUCCAAGGCCACAUAUCUGCUACUCUCUUGCUUAAAUAAUCUGUCAACUAACGGCUUCUGUACUCCUUCGGAGGAAACCAAUGAAGUAGAUAGCGGUGCUACCAAAGAGGGUACAGGAUUAGGAGAUGGUUCUGGCGCUAAAGACCAUUCGGAAGAUAUUGAAGAUGAUGAAGAUCUUUCUGAGCAAGCUCAGAAGGAUAAUGAAGAUCAAGAAAACAAUGAUGAUAGAGAUGGUGAGGAUAAUGCCAAGGAAAUGGAAGGCGAUAUGGCUGGAAACCUUGAGGACGCCUCAGAUCAAGAAGACAAAGAUGACGAUGAGGACGAGAAUGAUGAAGAUAAUGAAGAUGAUGAGAUUGAUGAUGAAGUUGGAGAUAUCGAUGACCUUGACCCUAACGCUAUCGACGAAAAGAUGUGGGAUGAAAAGGCAGAUGAUAACAAGAAAGAGAAGGACUCUGAGAACGUUCCUGAGGGUAACUCUGACGAAAUGCAGGGACAGGAUGAUGAUGAUGAAGCCGAUAAUCAAGAGAAGCCCGACAAUCAAGACAACCAAGGUAAUGAAGGUGACAAGGAAGAGAAAGAAGAAGAUGACGAAGCAGAAGAUGAAGAGGAUGUUGGUGAACAGGAAGAUAAUGUCAAGCAGGACAAUGAAGAGCUUGAGUCUCAAGUUCCUGAAGCUGAUGCAUUAGAAUUGCCAGAGGAUAUGAACUUGGAUAAUGAAGACUUAAAUGACGAGGAAAAUGGUGAUAAUAAAGACGAGAUGGAUGAAGACAUAGAGAAUGGAGACAUGGAAGACGAUAUGGAGGAUACCAAAGAAGACCAUGAAGGUAACGAACAUGAGAAUAUCGAUCGGGAUGAUGAUGAAGACGGACAGGAAGAUGAUAACGACGAUGCUGAAGAUGUUGAAGAUUCGAACUCUAUGCAAGUAGACGAAGAGCCAGAGACUGAACAGCAUCAAGGUGAGGAGGACGAGCAAGGUGAUGCGCCGGAGGCAGAAGUUAAGGAUGAGGGUGACGCAAAGAACGGUACUGAAGAAAUGCAGAUUGAUACGGAAGGAUUGCAAGGGCCCGACAUGGCAGAUGAGGAUGACGCAAACGCCGAAGAAAGCACCACUUCUAAACAAGAGUCUUCUUCUAAAGGAGAGGGUGCUGAUUUGGAACAAUCAGAAGAGCAGAAUAAUAUGGAUGACGGUGGCGGCAAAAGUUCACUUAAGCCGAAGGAAGAGGAGCAGAGUAUCAAGGAGGAGGAAGAUUCUGCCGAUGCCGAAGAUGAGGCUCGUAAAGAGGCCAAUGACUCCAUCCAAAAACUUGGUGAUGCUAUGAAAGAGUUCUAUAGACGCCGACAGGAAAUCAAUAAGCCGUCAUCAGAUGUGAAGGAAGAGAAGCCCGAAGAUUCGGCAAAUGUUCGUCCUGAUGAAUUCGAACAUGUCGAUGGUGAGAACAGCGCACAAGAUACUCAGGCUCUGGGUGAAUCUAAUGCCGAUCAUAAACAGAAUAUCGAUGAGAAUAUGGCAAUUGAUGACGAGGUAGACGAAAUUCCUGAAGCUCAAGAACAAGAAGUCAACACCGAAGAGCCACUUGCUACGGAUGGGGAUGACCAAACUGAGGAACAGAAGGAUUCUGACCUUCAGGAUGCAUCAUCCAAGAUAACGUCUAUGGUCGGGGAGCGGGCAUCAGCUGCAAACGACGAGUGGUUGGCUGAUGAAACAGCCGACAAUCAGCAAGAUUACGAAGAUGACGAUGAUGAUCUGGAAAUUGUGGGCUCUGAUGUGAAUUCCAGCAAUGAAACCCCUUGUCGGGAACUUGACGAUGCUAGAGUUCUUUGGAAAAAGUAUGAUUCUAAUACUCAGGAGCUUGCUUUGUCGUUAUGUGAACAACUUCGACUCAUCUUAGAACCUACACAGGCAACGAAAUUGCGAGGUGAUUUCAAAACUGGUAAGAGACUGAACAUGAAGCGGAUUAUUCCAUACAUUGCGAGUUCAUUCAAGAAAGACAAGAUCUGGAUGCGACGUACGAAACCUAGUAAAAGACAAUUCCAGAUUAUGAUUGCAGUUGAUGAUUCGAAAUCUAUGAGCGAGUCGCAAUCAGUUGAUUUAGCUUUCCAAACCAUUGCAUUGGUAUCUAAAGCAUUGACAUUACUGGAAGCUGGUCAACUCGCUAUCACUAGAUUUGGUGAUAAUGCUAGAUUGUUACAUGGAUUUGAAAAACCAUUCUCUUCGGAAUCCGGUGCUGAGGUCUUGCAAUGGUUUGGCUUUGAGCAGCAACGUACAGAUGUCCAGAAACUGCUGAGUAGUUCGCUCCAGCUCUUUGAGACUGCUAAAUACUCAGCUCGUCAAGACUUGUGGCAGCUGGAAAUUAUCAUUAGUGACGGUAUCUGCGAAGACCAUGAGGCUCUUCGUAGACUUGUGAGACGGGCUCAAGAAGAGCGUAUCAUGUUGGUAUUUGUGAUUGUUGAUGCUAUCAACAAAAGUGGCUCUAUUUUGGAAAUGAAUCAAGUCAAAUAUCAAGAAGAUGCUGAAGGAAAUAUGAAGCUGAAAAUGGAGAAAUAUCUUGAUACCUUCCCCUUUGAUUUCUAUGUCAUAGUGCGUGAUAUCCGAGAACUUCCUGGCGUCUUGUCCUCGGUUCUUCGCCAGUACUUUGCUGAAGUGGCAGAGCAUUGA
Sugiyamaella lignohabitans is the source of this 6069-nucleotide messenger RNA. RefSeq names its product AAA family ATPase midasin (gene MDN1). The transcript has a single exon. Bases 1 to 6069 code for a protein of 2022 amino acids. The record is from RefSeq and is a predicted model, not a curated record. Lineage: Eukaryota; Fungi; Ascomycota; Dipodascomycetes; Dipodascales; Trichomonascaceae. Gene Ontology annotation, biological process: rRNA processing; ribosomal large subunit assembly. Gene Ontology annotation, cellular component: preribosome, large subunit precursor.